Messenger RNA from Chelonia mydas (Green sea turtle), 4618 nucleotides. RefSeq names its product synaptotagmin 5 (gene SYT5). The transcript is spliced from 9 exons. Gene Ontology annotation, cellular component: axon; dense core granule; synaptic vesicle membrane. NCBI's taxonomy places the organism in Eukaryota, Metazoa, Chordata, Testudines, Cheloniidae. Gene Ontology annotation, biological process: regulation of calcium ion-dependent exocytosis; cellular response to calcium ion; synaptic vesicle endocytosis. Bases 495 to 1742 code for a protein of 415 amino acids. Gene Ontology annotation, molecular function: calcium-dependent phospholipid binding; syntaxin binding; phosphatidylserine binding. The record is from RefSeq and is a predicted model, not a curated record.
GAUGGAGUGAGUGGGGUGGGGGUGUAGAGAAGGGGUGGGCCAAGGGUGUUCAGGUUUGUGCCAUUAGAAAGUUGGUAACCCUCCAAAACCCCCAUGUGUCCCGCUCCCACCAUGGGGCUGCAUUGGCUCUGAGCCUCCCCCCCACCCACCUUUCCCAGGCCUGCCCAUGCACCCCCCCCCCCCCACGCAGGACCUAGCACCUGUUCCUCUCCCACUCAUUCCCCAGGAGAAACUUGGGGACCACAAUGCCCGCCUGGUCUCUGGCGGAGGGGUGUUAGGGUGGCUUUUCCCUCUCCUUUUCGACAGCGUCUGGCUCGGGGCGGCGGUAGGGAUAUGGCUAAUGGGACCGAUUGCAGCAGGCAUCGGCGACUCCUUGAGGGUGCCUGGAAUUGGGCACAGCAGCCAGGGUGCAUCCCGGAGCCCCGGCCCCGCACCAUGGACAUCCUGGAGACGGACGCCCGCUACCCCGCGAAGUUUGUGGCUGAUGUGCAAAGAUGAACGCAGCUCGGCGAUCGGCCAUGCUGGCCUCGGAGGUGACCGCGCCUCCCAGCCAGCCGGCCCUGAACGCCACCGAGAUGCCCAGCAAGGAGAACGUCUUCUCCGACAUGAAGGACAAGUUCAUGAACAAGCUCAGCAAGCUGCCAAUCCCGCCCUGGGCCGUGGCCACCAUCCUGAUCGUGGCGGCUCUUCUUCUGCUCUGCUGCUGCUUCUGCGCCUGCAAGAAAUGCGGGAAGAAGAAGAAGGGGAAGAAGGCAAAGGAGAAAGCGAAGGCGCAGAUCAACCUGAGGGAGGUGAAGGAGCUGGGCCAGAGCUACAUCGACAAGGUGCAGCCUGACAUUGAGGACCUGGACCCAGCGCUGCUGCCCGAGCCGAAGGACGAGAAGCCCCAGGAGAAGCUGGGCAAGCUGCAGUACUCGCUGGACUACGACUUCCAGAACGGGCAGCUGGUGGUGGGCAUCAUCCAGGCAGCCGACCUGCCGGCGCUGGACAUCGGGGGCACGUCCGACCCCUACGUCAAAGUCUUCCUGCUCCCCGAGAAGAAGAAAAAACACGAGACCAAAGUGCAUCGGAAAACCCUGAACCCCACGUUCAACGAGACCUUCACCUUCAAGAUCCCCUACGUGGAGCUGGGCGGGCGGACCCUGGUCAUGGCCGUCUACGACUUCGACCGGUUCUCCAAGCACGAUGCCAUCGGGGAGCUGCGGGUGCCCAUGAGCAGCCUGGACCUGGCCCAGCCCAUCGAGGCGUGGCGGGACCUGCAGUCCGCGGAGCAGGAGGAGCAGGAGAAGUUGGGGGACGUUUGCUUCUCCCUGCGCUACGUCCCCACGGCCGGGAAGCUCACGGUCAUUGUGCUGGAAGCCAAGAACCUGAAGAAGAUGGAUGUGGGGGGGCUGUCAGAUCCCUAUGUGAAAAUCCACCUGAUGCAGGGAGGAAAGCGGCUGAAGAAGAAGAAAACGACCAUUAAGAAAAAUACCCUGAACCCCUAUUAUAACGAGUCCUUCAGCUUCGAGGUUCCCUUUGAGCAGAUCCAGAAAGUCCAGGUUGUUCUCACCGUCCUGGAUUACGACAAGCUGGGGAAGAACGAGGCCAUUGGGAAGGUCUUUGUGGGCUGCAAUGCCACGGGCACGGAGCUGCGUCACUGGUCCGACAUGCUGGCCAAUCCCCGGCGCCCCAUCGCCCAGUGGCACACCCUGCAGACGGAAGAGGAGGUGAACAUGGUCAUCGGCAUGAAGACCUCCUGAUGCCCCCUCUUCCCCCCCGAUCCUGGCCUAGCUGGCGGGCAGUCGUCCCAUCUCCCGUCCUGAGUGAGUGGGAACGUGUGGGUGAGGCGCCUCUGGAGAAUGCGUGUGUGGGGUUGCCUGUGAGCCUGUUUCCUCUUUCAGAGCUGUUCCUGUUGAAACAUCUUCGAGAAAACCUUCUGUUUCUGAUCUGCUGUGUGAACCGUGAGGUUUACGUUGUGUCAAGAAGCUGGUGAGACGUCUACUAUAGGGUUACUAUAGGGUUACUAUGGAGUUACCAUAGGUUUACUAUGAGGUUACUGUGGGGUUACAAUACGACUGCAGUAGGUUUACCCAUCAUGUUGUGCCACCUCAUUUGAAAACUGGGUCUUGUGUGUAAACCUAUUGUAAAUCUGUUUACUAAUGGCUUACAACAGGUUUACUUUAGGGCUACCAUAACUUUGCACAGGUGGAUGUCAUAGUGUGGUGACACAUUUAAAAGCUAGGCCUCAUGUAAAUCUCUUGUAAAUCUGUAGAGGAGGCAUCCUAAAGAUUUCCACCUUUGGAUCUUGCAAGUCUCCUGUGUGAAACUAUUGUAGCUGUGUUGACUACGGGUUUACAAUAUACUUAUAUACUUGGAUGCUAUAGCGCAAUGCCAUCUUUGAAAAUUAAGCUUAAUGUGUAACCCUAUUGUAGAUUUGAUUCCUGUAUGUUUACUAAUGGUUUACAACAGAUUCACUCAAUGGUUACACUUAGCUUCACAUGCUUGGAUAUUAUGGUAGGGUGCCAUAUUUUAAAACUGGGCUUCAUGUGUAAUCCUGUUGUAAUUCUAGUCAUAAUAGCUUUACUACAGAUUGGCUCCAGGUUCACUUACAGCUUUACAAAGUGUUUAUUAUAGGCUUACAAGAUAUUUACUAUGGGUUUCACACAGGUAUACUUUGGGUUUACUACAGGUUCAUGACAGGUUUACUAUAGAUUUUUUAUGGUCUUAUGAUAUGUCUAAUAUAGGUUUACAACAGGUUUACUGAGGGCUUAUAACAGGUUUACUAUUACUUUAAAUUUUACUGUACAUUAUUUACUCUAGUACAUUAUUACUACAUUUUACUGUAGGCUUACAAUGGGUUUACAACAGGUUCACUAGAGACUUACAAUAGGUUCACUAUGGCUUUACUAUUAGUUUAAAAACAUGUUUAUUAUGGGUUUACAGCAAGUUUACUAUUAGUUUACAAACAUGGGUUUACAACAAGUUCACUAUGGGUUUACAACAGGUUCAAUGUUGUUUUACAAACAUGUUUACUAUAGGCUUACAACAGGUUUGCUAUAUGUUUACUAUUGGCUUACAAUGAGUUUACUGUGGGUUUAGAACAGGUUCACUACAGAUGUACCAGAUGUUUACAACAAGCUUACUAUUGGUUUACAAACAUAUUUUCUACAGUCUUACGACAGGUUUUCUAUAUGAUUACUACAGGCUUGCAGUGACUUUACCAUGGGUUUACAACAGGUUCACUAUAGACUUACAUGUUUACAAUAGGUUUGCAACAGAUUCACUGUGAGUUUACAACAGGUUUACAACAGGGUCAGUAUGGGUUUACAACAGGUAUACUAUUGGUUUACAAACAUGUUUAUUAUAGGCUUACAACAGGUUGACAACAAGUGUACAUGAGGGCCAACAUUCAAAUACACAUUCCUUGCUCAUAUCGUCCCUCCUCUGGCUGCCUCAUGGAGCACAUUGGGCAAUCGGUCCUCGAGCAUUUAAAUCUACUGCAAGCUUUACACAUGAGACCCAGCCUCCAAAUGCAGGCCCCUUUCAGUGGAAGCCCCAAAAUAGGACCAUCCCUUGAAGGCACCAGCAUCGGAGAGCUCAGCUCCUGCUUUCCCAGUGCCCGGUGGGAUUAUUACCUGGCUCAGUUUAAUUCACCUCCGUUGAUGUUUUGUUUUGGGUUGUUUUCUGCUUAGCUUGUGCCAAUGAAAUCAGGCUGAUCCGAUUCCCCACCUGGUUCCUGCUGUACCAAACCUUGCUGCUGUUCAUCGCUACUCACACUUGUCAGCUAAUUAAUGUCCUUGAGGGGGGGGACUCGGUAUGAUCAUCCCUGGCUCUGGGAAGGUUAGAGCAGGGCGGGCUGGGAGCCAGGACUCCUGGGUUCUCUCCCUGACUCUGGGAGGGGAGCGGGGUCUAGUGGUUAGAGCAGGGGGGACCUGGAGUCAGGACUCCUGGGUCCUAUUCACCAUCUGACCUCUGGCAAGCCAAUUCCUCUUCAAACACUCCUAAAACUGGGCUAAUACCCCAGUCUGAAGCCCUCAGACACAAGGCUGCAAAGUAUUAGUACAAUGACCUCUUGACUUUCGCUACCCAGAGCUCUCCUGCUUGACCAUGGAGCCACUUUUCUCCUCGUGCCCCGUCUGGCUCCGUUUCGGUUCACGGGGAGCUUGGCUGUAUUUUGUUACUAAUUGCUUCCUCCAGCUAUUUAGUUCCCGAAGCAGAAUCUCCCGUUCCUGCCCUGUCCAGGGAUUUCUGUUCCCAGCAAAAUGAGCUCAAGAAGAAGGACACCUCACCAGGCCAAGAAUGGUCAAGUGUAGGGGGUGGUGGCCAUUUUGUUUCUCGUGUUGACCACGAUAGGAUGUUUGGUACUAUCCUCUGAUUGUAGAAUUAGCACCCCUUGGGGACUAAAACAUGCCUUCCAUCCCCGCUAUUUAAAUCUUAUCCUCUCUGUCUCCUCUCUCUGGUCCCAAAUUUUAGUGACAGGCAUGACUGGAGGCGUGAUUGUGUCUUAAUUCCAUUGGCUGAGCCCUUGUUAGCUGGCUAACUCUCCAUCACCUUCCCUCCCCCACCCCCACUCCCAGUCUCAACUUUUAGCCAUAAGCAAAGUGAAGAGUACGAGGACCUCUGCUCAAGAUGGCCU